AUGAGGGCAGUGCUGGUGACCUUCCUGGCUUUGGUCUCAGGGCCCGGGGCCCGGGCAGCCUGGCUGGGGCCGCUGGACCCUGAGCAGCUGCUGGGGCCCUGGUACGUCGUGGCUGUGGCCUCCGGGGAGAGGGGCUUCGCGGUGGAGAAGGCCACCAAGAACAUCGAGGGGGUCGUGGUGACGCUGACUCCCGAAAACAACCUGAAGGUGCUGUCGUCGCGGCACAGGAUGGAGCGCUGCCACCUGAGUGCCGUGGAGCUGCUGCGGCGAAACUCUGCGUGGGUGUUCGGGAACCCCGCGCUGGGCGUGCUGGAGUACCGGGUGCUGGGCACCAACUUCAGGGACUACGCGGUCGUGUUCACGCAGCUGGAACAGCGGGACGAGGCCUUCAGCACCGUGGAGCUGUACAGUCGGACGCAGCUGGCCAGCCCGGAGGCCGUGAGCCUCUUCUCCAGGUGGAGCCAGGGCCUGGGCUUCCUGUCGCAGCAGCAGGCCCGGCUGCAGGCCGACCCCACCUGUGCGCACAAGGCCUUCCAGGUAAGCUGCCCCCAAGCGUCGCCAGCUCCCCGUGCGGCGGGAGGGGCCCGGGGCCCUGGGAGCCCCCACACCCCAGCGGGCGGGGCCUGGCGGCCGGGGACCAGAGGGCGCAACAGACGCCUCUCCCGAGAACCUGGGCCCCCAUGA
Pteronotus mesoamericanus is the source of this 684-nucleotide messenger RNA. It is a transcript of the gene LCN6, whose product is annotated as lipocalin 6. Lineage: Eukaryota; Metazoa; Chordata; Mammalia; Chiroptera; Mormoopidae. The transcript is spliced from 6 exons. Bases 1 to 684 code for a protein of 227 amino acids. The record is from RefSeq and is a predicted model, not a curated record. Gene Ontology annotation, molecular function: small molecule binding.